AUGUCAUCUAUCAAGAAACUUCUGAUUGGUGCCACUUUGGCCUCUGCUGGCGUAGGCGCAUUUAAGCCUUUUCCUAAAAACACUUUAGGUCCAUUGGCUGCCGACACACCGGGAUUUCAAUGCGAUUUAGUCGACCCUCUUGAUCCAUCAGCAGAUGGGCUCUACAGUUCUCACGAGGUGUUCUCUAAUAAAAGAGCAAUCAGGAAUCUUAUUAGACGCCACCAACCCCUUGUUAAGAUUCCGUCGGUGUGUUAUGACGACUUGGGAGAUUUCAACGAUCAUCGAUGGGAACCAUUUUAUUACAUUCCAAGGGUUCUGGAGGAUGAAUAUCCGCUAAUCUACAAGUAUGCGCGGGUAGAGGAAGUAAACCGAUUUGGUCUUGUAUAUACUAUUGAGGGCUCGGAUUCUUCACUUAAACCAAUUCUCUUAACGGCUCAUCAAGAUGUCGUGCCAGUCGAAAACGAGACCUUGCACGAGUGGGAAUACCCGCCCUUUAGCGGCCAUUACGAUGAAUCGUCUGGAUACCUUUAUGGCCGUGGUGCUUCGGAUGACAAGUCAGCUAUUACAGCUCUCAUGUCUGCUAUGGAGGCACUUCUGUCACAAAAGCAUUACUAUCCUCGUCGCACAGUUGUCUUUGCAUUUGGCUUUGAUGAGGAAUGUUCCGGCACUCGUGGCGCUGCUACGAUAUCCAAGCAUCUUCAACACCGAUACCAUAAAGACGGCAUCGCUGUUAUUCUUGAUGAGGGCGGUGCGGGCAUUCAGCAUAUUGGCGAUACCAUAUAUGCGUUACCAGCGGUAUAUGAAAAGGGCUAUCUUGAUGUAUGGUUCGACCUCAGCGUCGUCGGAGGGCACUCCUCGACCCCGACGCCGCACACUUCGAUCGGAAUGAUGUCUGAAAUCGUGGUGGCUCUCGAGUCCACGCCAUUUGAGCCAAAGAUCAUUGAGGAUAGUCCUAUUCACGAAGGUCUCAUCUGUUUCACCAAAUACUCGCCAGAUACACAAUACUUCAUCCAAACGUCGCAAUCUGUCAAUUGGAUUGCGGGAGGCCAAAAAAUUAAUUCUUUGCCAGAAUUCACAACGCUGGGUGUGAACCAUCGUUUCGCCCCUCAGGAUAGUGUUGGGAGUAUUCAACAUCGUAUAGUGGAUCUGGUCCAAAAUGUUACCAAACGAUACAAUCUUACUUUGGAAGCAUUUGAGGGCGACAAAGACUACGAAGAAUAUCUUCAUAAUCUUGGGCAAGCCGCUUCAGAUAGAAGCAACAGCAUACACACGACUUGGGAACCUAUUUAUAACGGAAAACUGCAACUUGAGGCGAGGAAAAAAUCUUACAUUACUCCGCAAUCACCCACUAAGGGAGCGGUUUGGGACACAUUCGCUGGCACUGUUCGUUAUACAUACGCUGAUGAAGCCAAGACAGUCGUUUUUGCUCCGGGUGCCAUGACUGGUAACACUGAUACCCGUCACUAUCUAAAUCUGUCCAAGAAUAUUUAUAGGUGGAGUCCUGGAAGCCUGCGUUCAUUUGGAAACAUCCAUGGUGUUAAUGAGAAACUUCUGAUGAGCGAGCAUGUUAAUAUGGUAAGAUUCUAUUACGAUUUUAUUCGAAACUUCGACCAGGCGGAUUUGUAG
Molecule: messenger RNA, 1626 nt
Organism: Trichoderma atroviride IMI 206040
Lineage: Eukaryota; Fungi; Ascomycota; Sordariomycetes; Hypocreales; Hypocreaceae
Source: RefSeq, a predicted model, not a curated record